UCGCGCGUCGGCGCUGCCAAUUUCCGGCAGAGACAAGCCCAUGUGGACGAGCAGAGAGCAGAGCGGAUACCACGGCCACGAUCAGUCCGUGAUAAAGCGUGUUCUCAGCGUGUCUGCAAUCGCACGUUCUCACGCGUCGCAGAUCCCUCUGCCCCUCCGGUUGUCCCACGCCACGCCAUCCGGACUCCGUCGCGUCGCCAUGGCAGACCUGGACGAUUUUUUCGCCAAGAAAGACCGAAAGAAGGCCAAGGGCAAGAAAUUCACCACGACCGACGAGGUCGCCAAGAAACUAGAAGAAACGGGUAAACGGAUCGAGAAGCCUAAACCGAAGGAGAAGCCAGCGAAUCCCGAAGGCGAGGAGUCUCAGCACACCGAGGAUGAAGACGAAUGGAAAGAAUUUGAGGAGGAGAAAAAGGAUUAUAGUGGUUUAAAAAUCGGACAUUUAACAAUAAAUGAUAGCGUCGACGCAGAAUCAGAUGAAGAGAGGGGUACCUUUGAAAUCAAUUCUGAUGGCGAGUGCGUCGAGGGUGGCACAAAGUACACGGGACCAUGGAAGAAACCGGAUUUACCACCAGAAACGCCGGAGGUGGUGCCGACACCGCCCGUACCCCCCGUUGCUGCUGCUGCCGCCACCGCCGCCGCCGCCGCUGCCUCCACUGGAAAUAGUUACAAAGCACCACACUUACGAAAUCAACCUACAUUCGCUAGUCCGCGACCGCGAGGGAGAAAUGUCGCACCCGAUAUAAAUAGCGAGGAAUACUUCCCUACAUCCAAGCCUCAGCAAAAUAAUGGCAGCAGCGGUCCAUGGGGCAGACGACGGCGAGAGGAAGGAGCGUUUGAAGAAGUUCGCAACCGAGGUGGCAGUAGAUCGUACAACGUGCCAGAAUCGCAAGCUCAAACACCCAAGCUCUCGCUUGGCAACAAGUACGGCGCCUUGUCGCAAGAUCAGAGCUGAAAACGCCUGGCUCGAUGGAAUCAAACAACAUGCAAUCAAUAUCACAUCGUCGCCCCUCCCUGCUUCGUGGCCCAACCUCAUCGAGAAAAUCUAUUUUCUAGACUAGGACGCAGUGUAUAUUAUAGAACGUGUAUGCACGUACACACGUCCCAACUUUGUGAAAUUCCGAGGAUGGUAAUUCCGGUUCUCUCGUUGGCGAUUCUAAAAUGAUCGCGGGACGGAUCGUCGAUCCUAGGUAUUUGCACACACGUGCGCUCAUGGACAUUGUAACUAAUCGAAAUGAAUAUCGCAUGUGCGCAAGCUUAUUUUCAUACCGUGUAGACAACGUGGUUGGAAAUCAAUUUUUGUAUUUCAUUUUAUAAUCAGCAUAGUGCGUAGUAUGCUGCUUCCAAGAAAGCGCCAGGACGAUAGAAGAAUGGAUUCCGACGUUCGAAUCCUCAAAAAAAAAAAAAAAAGUAUAAAACAACGGCGGACCGGAACAACGUUGUUACCGCGAGUAUAUGUUAUCGUUACGCGCGGAUUGUAGUCUAAA
Molecule: messenger RNA, 1487 nt
Organism: Mycetomoellerius zeteki
Lineage: Eukaryota; Metazoa; Arthropoda; Insecta; Hymenoptera; Formicidae
Product: protein CDV3 homolog
Exons: 3
Coding region: 41-955 (304 amino acids)
Cellular component (GO): cytoplasm
Source: RefSeq, a predicted model, not a curated record